GGCGUCUCGGAAAUGACGUAGUAGUGUCAACAUGCAAGAUGGCGGCUCAUCACAGGCAGAAUACUGCUGGGCGGAGAAAAGUUCAGGUGUCAUAUGUAAUACGAGAUGAGGUGGAAAAGUACAAUCGCAAUGGUGUGAAUGCCCUUCAGCUGGAUCAAACACUAAACAGGCUGUUCACUGCAGGGCGGGAUUCUAUAAUUAGGAUAUGGAGUGUAAGCCAGCACAAGCAAGAUCCUUACAUAGCAUCCAUGGAGCACCACACAGACUGGGUGAAUGAUAUUGUGCUCUGCUGCAAUGGAAAAACUUUAAUAUCCGCUUCCUCUGAUACCACAGUUAAAGUGUGGAAUGCGCACAAGGGAUUUUGCAUGUCCACUUUGAGAACACACAAGGACUAUGUAAAAGCAUUAGCCUAUGCAAAAGACAAAGAACUGGUAGCAUCUGCUGGAUUGGAUAGGCAGAUAUUUCUCUGGGAUGUCAAUACCCUCACUGCACUGACUGCUUCAAAUAACACUGUAACAACAUCUUCCUUGAGUGGGAACAAAGAUUCUAUCUACAGCCUUGCGAUGAACCAGAUGGGUACAGUAAUUGUUUCCGGAUCUACCGAAAAGGUUCUCCGUGUGUGGGAUCCAAGAACAUGUGCAAAGCUAAUGAAGCUAAAAGGACACACAGAUAAUGUAAAAGCUUUGCUGUUAAACCGUGAUGGUACACAGUGUCUCUCAGGCAGUUCUGAUGGUACUAUCCGGCUUUGGUCCCUUGGUCAGCAGAGAUGUAUAGCAACAUACAGAGUCCAUGAUGAAGGAGUAUGGGCUUUGCAGGUUAAUGAAGCCUUCACUCAUGUAUACUCAGGAGGACGAGACAGGAAAAUUUACUGUACAGACCUUCGAAACCCAGAUAUAAGAGUGUUAAUAUGUGAGGAAAAAGCACCAGUUCUUAAGAUGGAAUUGGAUAGAUCUGCAGAUCCACCUCCAUCCAUCUGGGUUUCAACCACAAAAUCCUCAGUAAACAAAUGGUCUCUUAAGGGCAUCCACAAUUUCAGAACAUCUGGAGAGUACGACAAUGACUGCAGUCCUCCGUUAACACCUCUUUGUACGCAGACAGACCAGGCCAUUAAAGGUGGAGCCAGUAUAACACAGUGCCACAUCCUAAAUGACAAGAGACACAUACUAACCAAAGACACAAACACCAGUGUGGCUUACUGGGAUGUUCUGAAGGCUUGUAAAGUAGAAGAUCUUGGAAAAGUGGAUUUUGAUGAAGAAAUAAAAAAAAGAUUUAAAAUGGUUUAUGUGCCAAACUGGUUCUCUGUAGAUCUCAAAACUGGGAUGCUGACAAUCACCUUGGAUGAAAGUGAUUGCUUUGCUGCCUGGGUUUCAGCAAAGGAUGCAGGAUUUAGCAGUCCAGAUGGGUCAGAUCCAAAGUUGAACCUUGGUGGACUUUUACUUCAAGCACUUUUAGAAUACUGGCCAAGAACACACAUCAAUCCAAUUGAUGAUGAAGAAAAUGAAAUGACUCAUGUAAAUGGUGAGCAAGAAAACCGAAUACAGAAAGGAAAUGGAUAUUUUCAAGUGCCACCUCAUACACCAGUUAUUUUUGGUGAAGCUGGAGGACGGACCUUAUUCAGGUUAUUAUGUCGGGAUUCAGGGGGUGAAACUGAAUCCAUGCUUCUGAAUGAAACUGUACCACAGUGGGUCAUUGAUAUCACUGUUGAUAAAAAUAUGCCGAAAUUCAACAAAAUUCCUUUCUACCUUCAACCUCAUUCGUCUUCAGGGGCAAAAACCUUAAAAAAGGAUCGGUUGUCUGCCAGUGACAUGCUGCAGGUGAGAAAGGUAAUGGAGCAUGUGUAUGAGAAGAUAAUAAAUCUUGACAAUGAAUCACAGACAACCAGUUCAUCGAAUAAUGAGAAACCAGGAGAACAAGAAAAGGAGGAAGACAUUGCUGUAUUAGCAGAGGAGAAAAUUGAGCUGCUUUGCCAGGAUCAGAUUUUGGAUCCUAAUAUGGACCUCAGAACAGUUAAACACUUUAUCUGGAAGAGUGGUGGUGAUCUGACACUUCACUAUAGACAGAAGUCAACGUGAAAGGAGUGAACAGCUUCCUUGUGGUCAGCAUUCAUUUGCCAGAGUGUCCUGCAAUGGUUUUGAGAGCAGUCUUGAACAAAGACUCUACAUCCUCUAUGCUAGAGCAGUCACCUAAUGAUUGGUUCAGUGUGGACAGAGGUUAUAAUUUAUGUCACUAUGUCAAUAAUGUAAAAUAGAAAACACUGUAAUUUAAAUCACUUAAAACAUCUCUGCAUUUCUUAAUGUGUGGCAGAGAUGGCUAUUAGUACCGGAGUAGGGACUUUGUUAUGAGUUGUACAGAGAUGAGAGUUUAAAAAACAGCAAGAAUAUGGUUCUUUUGCUGCUUUUUGUUUCUUGAGAAUAUAAUUUCAGCUAGUUAAACUUGUUGCAAUAUGUUAAAUUGGCUGUAUUUGCCAUACCAUUAACACUUGUAAUUUAGCCAUUUUGUAUAUAUAUACAUAUGUGUAUGUAUAUGUGUGUGUGUAUGUAUAUAUAUAUAUAUAUAUAUAUAUAUAUAUAUAUAUAUAUAUAUAUAUAUACAUACAUACACACACACACACGUGUGCUGAAUACAUUCCAUGUGUUCUCUUCCCUUUUCCUUUUGUAUAGUUUGCCACAAAACGCUUCCCUAAGUUUUAUGAAAGUAAAAGGCAGAGAAAUCUGUUAAUGUACUAUUUUAGAGAGGUUACUUUACCCUUGUUUAUUUGAUACUAUUAAGACUGUGACUCUUGGAGCAGUAUCCAAAUCUUAUUUUGUAAUACUUAUAGCAAAAUUUGAUUGUUGUAAAAGAAAACCACUAUUUUAGAUAAUGGUAUUUGGCUCUCUAUGACAGCUUCUAAGAUGUCAUAUCAUAGAAGUUCAGUUUAUCAGCCAUAUUGUGUUACACUGGGCAGAUUGAUAUCAUUAUGUGUGCUGUGAUGCUGUGCAUCACAGGAGAAGGAAUUUUCAUAACAGUGGAUUGAGAUUUGUAAAAUAACUAUUUCACUACGUGGCCAUAUUUAGAAUACUAGUCAUAUUUAGAAUGCCAGGUUUUCUCUGCUUAUGUUUAUAACAUUUUGUUACCGUUACUCAAGUCAUUUGUGACCAUAUACAGUUUAGUUACAGUUUAACAGCAUAUAAAAUUGUAUUUGACAUCACCAAAUAAAUUUCAUAUUCAGAGGA
This is a messenger RNA of Protopterus annectens (West African lungfish), 3212 nucleotides long. RefSeq names its product WD repeat domain 48 (gene WDR48). The record is from RefSeq and is a predicted model, not a curated record. Lineage: Eukaryota; Metazoa; Chordata; Ceratodontiformes; Protopteridae. The coding region runs from base 39 to 2072 and encodes 677 amino acids. Gene Ontology annotation, biological process: double-strand break repair via homologous recombination; protein deubiquitination. Gene Ontology annotation, molecular function: ubiquitin binding. The transcript has 19 exons.